AGGAGAAAAAAAAACAGGUCUUAUUAUACAGUCUAUGAAUUCAACCUUUUUUCUCUUCACUUUACUAGUUCCCCGGAUUUUAGCGGUUUUAUGAUAUUCUCUUCUCUUGGUGCCAUAUGUAAGAUAUAAUCCUGUCCUUUUCGGGGUUUUUCAAAUCUUGCAGGCAGUUUUUGUUAAAAGAUUUGUUGAAUCUGAUGACGCUUGUGAUGGUUUAAAGAUUCAUAUGAUCAAGGGAAUUAAACUGAUUUUGUUAGGUUGAGUCUAUAAGAAAUGGCAGCAGCUUCUUCAUCAACUUCAUUUUAUGGGGCAAGAUCAGACGAAGAACAACAUGUUUCUUCAAUACCUACAUCUUCUUCAACUAUUCAAUCAGCAGCAGCUCAACAGAAGAAGAAGAGAAGCCUUCCAGGAACUCCAAAUCCAGAUGCGGAGGUGAUAGCGUUGUCACCAAAGACCCUAAUGGCAACAAACCGGUUUAUAUGUGAAGUAUGCAACAAAGGGUUUCAAAGAGAACAAAACUUGCAACUACAUAGAAGAGGACACAAUCUACCAUGGAAGCUAAAGCAAAAAAGCAACAAAGAAGUGAAGAGGAAAGUGUAUCUAUGUCCAGAGCCUUCAUGCGUCCACCAUGACCCUUCUCGUGCAUUAGGAGACCUCACUGGAAUCAAGAAACACUAUUCAAGAAAACAUGGCGAGAAGAAAUACAAGUGCGAGAAGUGCUCCAAGAAAUAUGCUGUUCAAUCCGACUGGAAAGCUCACUCUAAAACUUGUGGCACCCGUGAAUAUCGAUGCGAUUGUGGCACCCUUUUCUCAAGGCGUGACAGUUUUAUCACGCAUCGGGCUUUUUGUGAUGCAUUAGCUCAAGAAAGUGCAAGGCAUCCGUCAGCUCUUGGGUCUAUUGGUAGCCAUCUUUUUGGAAGCCAUCUUAGUAAUUCGAUGAAUUUAGGUCUUUCCCAAUUACAUGAUCAAAACCACCAAUCAUCAACUACAAACAUGUUAAGCCUAGGGAAUGCAAACUUCGAGCAAGUUAUGCUUCCACCGAGUCAAACACCUCUGUUCCCUCAAUCCCAACAGCAACAAAUGGCGAAUUCAUCGUCUCCUUUCUUUUUAUCUGAUCCAAACCAAGGGUUGAACCAAGUGUUCGAUUAUGAUCAACAAAGCCAACAACAUGGGUUAAUGGGAAACAAGCCAAACAUUCAUGGGUUGAUGCAACUUCCUGAUUUACAUAGCAACAACACCAAAAUCACUCCUAAUCUUUUCAACUUAGGGUUCUUCUCAGGUAAUAGUAAUCCCACGAAUGGUUUGAAAAACAGUGAGAACGAUACCCAAAAUAACUCGAAUAUGUCAUCUUCUGGUUUCAUGCUUCCUGAUCAUCAAUUCAACACCGGAGGUGGAAGUCAUGACCACAUGUUCCUCAACAGUAAUAAUCCGCAUCAAGAAAGUCCAAUGACACCCCACAUGUCUGCUACAGCCUUGCUGCAGAAGGCAGCUCAGAUGGGUUCUACCACAAGCAACAAUAACGCAACCACACUGUUGAAAAGCUUCGGAAGCUCUUCCACGAGCACUGUUGGUGGUGAUGCGAAAACACAUACAGGUCGCCAAAGUCUAUCUGCCACCAGCUUUGAUGUUAGAGGAGACCAGUCUUUACAAUCGGAGAUGGAGAGUGAUAAUCAGCUACAAGGACUUAUGAACACUCUUAGAAGUGGUGGAGCUCCAUCUAUGUUUGAUGGGUAUGGAGGGAAUCGAAAUAGAAACAUGAAUUUUGGGAACAUGAAUGAGGCUACCAAGUUUAAUCAAAACAACUUCUCUUUAAGCGUUGGAAACUCGAAUAGAACGACUCUUGAUUUUCUAGGUGUGGGUUACUCGCAGAGAGAUCAACAACAACAACAACAACAAACACAAACACAAACACAAACACAACAACCACAGCAGCAACAACAACACCAUGGUCGUAUCAACAUCAGUUCACUGGACCCAAAAAUGGAUUCAUCGUCAACACAGGGAAGUCAUGCACAUGGUGGAUCAUCCAAACUGCAAGGAAAAUGAUUGAUUUUAGUGGGUUUUUCGUGGAAAGGAAAAUCAGAAAGUUCAAAUCAGCUGAAUUCGAGAUCUUUGAAAGUGUACGAAACUUGCUGGGAUAGUUCCAUCAGUUAUUAUUUUCAAUUAGUUAAAAUUCCAUUAAUAUAAAACAUGCUAUAUUGAACAAUUCCAUGAUAUGGAUUUGCUUUUAAUUAAA
Lactuca sativa (garden lettuce) is the source of this 2233-nucleotide messenger RNA. Its product is annotated as protein indeterminate-domain 4, chloroplastic. Gene Ontology annotation, cellular component: nucleus. The record is from RefSeq and is a predicted model, not a curated record. NCBI's taxonomy places the organism in Eukaryota, Viridiplantae, Streptophyta, Magnoliopsida, Asterales, Asteraceae. Gene Ontology annotation, molecular function: DNA-binding transcription factor activity.